Molecule: messenger RNA, 3163 nt
Organism: Drosophila willistoni
Lineage: Eukaryota; Metazoa; Arthropoda; Insecta; Diptera; Drosophilidae
Gene: TER94
Product: transitional endoplasmic reticulum ATPase TER94
Exons: 6
Coding region: 169-2574 (801 amino acids)
Biological process (GO): autophagosome maturation; retrograde protein transport, ER to cytosol; mitotic spindle disassembly
Cellular component (GO): VCP-NPL4-UFD1 AAA ATPase complex; cytosol; nucleus
Molecular function (GO): ATP hydrolysis activity; ATP binding; polyubiquitin modification-dependent protein binding
Source: RefSeq, a predicted model, not a curated record
ACUUUUCGCGGAACCAGUUCGUUCAGCCGGAGCUCUGCGGAAUUACAUUUUGUGAUUUUAUAAAGAAAGAAAGUGUGUUAGUUGAGUGUUUUUUUUUGCCAAUUAAAUCAACUAAAGCAUAAUUUUAUAUAUAAUUAAGCUAUAAAGUUUCAUCACAAAUACUUAACCAUGGCAGACUCCAAAGGCGAUGAUCUGGCAACUGCGAUUCUGAAGCGUAAGGAUCGUCCAAAUCGUUUGAUUGUCGAAGAGGCUCAAAAUGAUGAUAAUUCCGUUGUGUCGCUAUCGCAGGCGAAAAUGGAUGAGCUGCAGCUUUUCCGUGGCGACACUGUCAUUUUGAAGGGUAAACGCCGUAAGGAAACCGUUUGCAUUGUAUUGUCGGAUGACACGUGUCCUGAUGAGAAAAUCCGUAUGAAUCGUGUGGUUAGAAAUAAUCUGUGCGUCCAUUUGUCGGAUGUGGUUUCGGUGCAAUCCUGUCCAGAUGUUAAGUACGGCAAGCGUGUACGUAUUUUGCCCAUCGAUGACACUACUGAAGGUGUUACAGGCAAUCUCUUUGAGAUCUAUCUGAAGCCCUAUUUCCUGGAGGCUUACCGACCCAUUCAUAUGGGUGAUAAUUUCAUUGUGCGUGCCGCUAUGAGGCCAAUUGAAUUCAAGGUGGUGCUAACUGAUCCAGAACCCUAUUGCAUUGUGGCACCAGAGACGGUUAUCUUCUGUGACGGGGAUCCCAUCAAGCGUGAGGAGGAGGAAGAAUCGUUGAAUGCUGUGGGCUAUGAUGACAUCGGUGGCUGCCGCAAACAAUUGGCCCAGAUCAAAGAAAUGGUUGAACUGCCACUGCGUCAUCCAUCGCUGUUUAAAGCAAUUGGUGUGAAGCCACCGCGUGGUAUUCUUAUGUACGGUCCACCUGGUACGGGUAAGACACUGAUUGCUCGUGCUGUGGCCAAUGAAACGGGUGCCUUCUUCUUUUUGAUCAAUGGCCCCGAAAUUAUGUCCAAAUUGGCUGGCGAAUCUGAGUCGAAUCUGCGCAAAGCAUUCGAAGAGGCCGAAAAGAAUUCACCGGCUAUUAUCUUCAUCGAUGAGAUCGAUGCCAUUGCUCCCAAGCGUGACAAGACUCACGGUGAGGUGGAACGUCGUAUUGUGUCGCAAUUGCUGACCCUGAUGGAUGGCAUGAAGAAGAGUUCGCAUCUGAUUGUGAUGGCAGCCACAAAUAGGCCCAAUUCCAUUGAUCCUGCUCUGCGUCGCUUUGGUCGUUUCGAUCGUGAGAUUGAUAUUGGCAUUCCAGAUGCCACUGGACGUCUAGAAGUCUUGCGCAUUCACACCAAGAACAUGAAAUUGCAUGAGGAUGUCGAUCUGGAGCAGAUUGCUGCCGAGACCCAUGGUCAUGUGGGUGCCGAUUUGGCUUCACUUUGCUCGGAGGCUGCCUUGCAGCAAAUUCGUGAGAAAAUGGAUCUCAUCGAUUUGGAAGACGAUAAGAUCGAUGCCGAAGUUUUGGCCUCGCUGGCUGUGACAAUGGAGAACUUCCGUUAUGCCAUGACCAAGUCCAGUCCCUCGGCAUUGCGUGAGACGGUUGUGGAAGUGCCCAACACUACUUGGACCGAUAUUGGUGGUCUUGAGAAUGUCAAGAAGGAAUUGCAAGAGCUGGUCCAAUAUCCAGUUGAACAUCCCGAUAAGUUCCUUAAAUUUGGCAUGCAGCCAAGUCGUGGUGUCCUGUUCUAUGGCCCACCCGGUUGUGGUAAGACGCUCCUGGCCAAGGCCAUUGCUAACGAGUGUCAGGCGAAUUUCAUUUCUGUCAAGGGACCCGAACUAUUGACCAUGUGGUUCGGUGAAUCUGAGGCCAAUGUGCGCGAUAUCUUCGAUAAGGCCCGCUCGGCUGCUCCGUGUGUGCUCUUCUUCGACGAGCUGGACUCAAUUGCCAAGGCUCGUGGUGGCAAUGUGGGCGACGCCGGCGGCGCUGCCGAUCGUGUGAUCAAUCAGAUUCUAACCGAAAUGGAUGGCAUGGGUGCCAAGAAGAAUGUGUUCAUUAUUGGUGCCACCAAUCGACCUGAUAUCAUUGAUCCGGCUAUUUUGCGUCCUGGACGUCUCGAUCAGUUGAUCUACAUUCCCUUGCCCGAUGACAAGUCGCGCGAGGCCAUUCUGAAGGCCAAUUUACGCAAAUCACCACUGGCCAAGGAAGUAGAUCUCACUUAUAUAGCCAAGGUGACACAAGGCUUCUCGGGUGCUGAUCUUACCGAGAUCUGUCAGCGUGCCUGCAAGCUAGCCAUUCGACAGGCCAUCGAGGCUGAGAUUCGCCGCGAAAAGGAGCGCACUGAGAACCAAAAUUCGGCCAUGGAUAUGGAUGAAGAUGAUCCCGUGCCGGAGAUUACACGUGCCCACUUCGAGGAGGCCAUGAAGUUUGCUCGCCGAUCCGUAUCGGAUAAUGACAUCAGGAAAUACGAGAUGUUUGCUCAAACUUUGCAACAGUCUCGUGGCUUUGGACAGAACUUCAGAUUCCCCGGUCAAACCGGCAACACCUCAGGGUCCGGCACUAAUAUGCCAGUCAAUUCGCCAGGUGACAACGGUGAUGACGAUCUUUACAGUUAGAUUUCUAGUUUUACAAAGCAAAAACAACAUAACCCACGAAAACAAAAACAAAACGAACAUCAAUUUUUUAAAUGAAUUUUUUCCUCCCCUCUCCUUGGUUUAUUUAUGUAAACAACAAAUUACAUUCGAUCUGACGGCCAGAAAAACAACAACAACAGUAACAAGAACAAUAAUCAACAAGAACAAUAACAGCAACCAGAUCAGCUGUCGUCAGAUGAUAAAAAAAAAAAUAUAGUAUAUACAGAGAGAGAAAACCAAUCCAAAUAAAAAUCAUUUUUUAAGAAUUUGUAAUUUGGGUUAACCAAAUCAACCAAUAUAUGUAAUUGGCGUUCUUCACGACAACAACAACAACAGCAGCAGUAAAAAAUAAAAACAAAACAGAAAUAUAACGCCUUCACUUAUCAUUCGUGCGCAUUAUCGGUCAAUUGGAAUCGAGAAAUGAGUUUCUAUAUACAUAAUUAUAUAAAUGAGAAAAUACACAUACACACAUACAUUUAAAUAUAAAUAUAAUACAUCUUAAACACCAUAAAAUUUUAAGUGUAUUUGGAGCUACGUUUUUAAGUGAAUAAAAAAGAUUAGAAAUUCCAAA